AUGGCAUCCGGAGAUGCUGACGACGAGUCGAGCAAAACGGAACGAUUGGCCGGGUGCCUUACCGGGACGACCAGUGCUGGAUUGGUUUUUUCGUUGCAGCAGCAAACGGAUCUCUUCUGGUGUUUGUUUGCCGUCGUGUUGACCCAGAAGCAGAAAGUAGAAGCAGACAUAGUAGCAGACGUAGAAGCAGACGUAGAAGCAGAUGAAGAAGCAGAUAUAGAAACAGACGUGGAAGCAGACCCAGAGGGUGACGUAGAAACAAACGUAGAAGCAGACGUAGAAGCAUACGUAGAAGAAGACGUAGAAGUAGACGUAGAAGCAGACGCAGAAGCAGACUUAGAAGCAGACGUAGAAGCAGACGUAGAAUCUGACGUAGAAGCAGACGUAGAAGUAGACGUAAAAGCAGACAUUGAUGCAGACGUGGCAGCAGACGUAGAAGCAGACGUAGAAUCAGUCGUAGAAGCAGACGUAGAAGUAGACGUAGAAGCGGAUGUUGAAGCAAAUGUAGAAACAGUCGUAGAAAUAGACGUAGAAGCAGACGCAAAAGCAGACGUUGAUGCAGACGUAGAAGCAGACGAGGAAGCAGACGUAGAGGCAGACGUAAAAACAACUGUAGAAGCAGACGUAGAAGCGUACGUAGAAGCAUUUGUAGAUGCAGACGUAAAAGUAGACGCAUAAGCAGACGUUGAUGCAGACGUGGAAGCAGACGUGGAAGCAGACGUAGAAGCAGAUAUAGAAGCAGACAUAGAAGCAGAUGUAGAAGCAGACGUAGAAGCAGACUAAAAUGCAGACGUAGAAGCAGAUGUAGAAGCAGACGUAGAAGCAGACGUAUAA
This is a messenger RNA of Aedes albopictus (Asian tiger mosquito), 834 nucleotides long. RefSeq names its product serine-aspartate repeat-containing protein I-like. The transcript has 2 exons. The record is from RefSeq and is a predicted model, not a curated record. NCBI's taxonomy places the organism in Eukaryota, Metazoa, Arthropoda, Insecta, Diptera, Culicidae.